Molecule: messenger RNA, 5205 nt
Organism: Fundulus heteroclitus (mummichog)
Lineage: Eukaryota; Metazoa; Chordata; Actinopteri; Cyprinodontiformes; Fundulidae
Gene: tdrd12
Product: tudor domain containing 12
Exons: 32
Coding region: 163-4017 (1284 amino acids)
Biological process (GO): germ-line stem cell division; transposable element silencing
Source: RefSeq, a predicted model, not a curated record
CGCACGCGCAAAUGAGCUGAUGGUACGGAUCGUGCUACCGGUACGGAUCGGGUAGUGACACUGACCGCGUAUUUUCAGGUGUUGGGGCACUUGAUGUAACUGGUGGAGCUGUUAAAAACUUUCUCGUUAUCAACGGGUGGUGGCGUUGAAGCAGUGUGCAAAAUGUUGAAAAUCUCCAUUUUGAAGGUUGAGAAUCCAUCUUGCCUCUGGGGUCGAGUUGUUUGCGGUCCAGGUGGCAAUCCAGAAACCAAGGAACAUUACAUUAAUCUCCAGACUAAGAUGAAUCUUUUCUACCAUGAUGUUACCCAAGACCUACAUCAACUGAAACCUACGUCAUUAGAAGAAGGACAGAUGUAUGUGGUAUACUGGGAUGUAAAACAGUCAUGGUGCCGAGCUGUGGUGCAGUCCAUCAUCAUGGACCCGGGAUGCUGUCGGGCCUUCUGUUUCCUAGUUGACCAUGGGGAAAUGAUUGUGGUCUCCUCAGACAAGAUAAAAGUAGCAUUACGAAAGUUCCUUCAGCUUCCUUUCUGGGUGAAGAAGUUCCAUCUGGCUCGAAUCAAACCUACAACCCUUCGGGUAUCUGUAUUUGCAGAGAAAGCAGAGCUUGAGCCUUCGAGUCAGUGGGACAGCUCUGCUGCACUCUACCUGCACAACUUGCUUCGAGCAUCCACCCAAACAGAAGCUGUGUUGCAUGAGUUGGAGUCAGAGUCUACUUCUAUUGAACUCUAUCUGAUCAUCAACAACAUCAAGAUCUGUGUAAAUGAUGACCUCGUGGCUAAGCAGUUUGCUUAUUACACCAGCUGUGGCUUGGAUGCAUGCGACCGAUUUCCUCACAUGUUGUCCUCCAACAUUCUAACUCGCACCGUUUCCAAAUCCUCUGAGAAGCAGAUGAAGGAAACUCUACAUUUUUCUAGCAAACAUGGAGGGUCAUCAGAAAGUCCUGAUACUUCAGAAGUGGGGGAUUGGCUGACAACCGCCCCUCAUCCUCAGAGCCAACUGUUUGAACUUGUUACUUGUGAGGAAGGCAACAGGUCAAAGGUCACGAAUGAACCUACCUCUUUUAACAACCAAUCCAAGCAUGGCCGAAAAGCUUCAGAAACAGAAAGCCUUUUAGCAUGGUUGAAUCCAGAGCCUUUUAACGCUGAUUUAGACAAUGGAGAUAAAGUGGCUGUAUUUGGUGAUCCCUGGUUGAAAGGAAUUUUAGUGCAUUCAGCCUUUUCAGUGGAACCAUGCAACACCUUGGAAGAUGCUCCCGUCACAGAUUCCCUCCGUCAGGUCUUGCAUCGGAAAAACUACAGCACUCUUUCCCCAGAUGACCGCUACAGUUGGCCAGCUGUGGCCCGUGGAUGCAACACUUUAAUUAUUUCCCACAAUGCGGACCAGCCACUCGGCUACCUUAUUCCCUUCCUCACCCACAUCCUUCUAAAUUCCAUCCUCUUAUCCCACCUUUCCAGUUCUGGACCAAUAGCAGUGCUGCUGUGUCCAGGCUGGCAGAAGGCUCAGGCGGUGUGCGAUCUGCUAGAAGAAAGCAAGGUUUCUCAAAAACUACACCCAGUUAUUGUCCUGGUGGGCAUUGGCAAGGAUGAAGCCAAGGCUGUAAAAAUCCCCAAAAAUUGCCGGCUGUUGGUGACCACCCCUUUCACUUUAGUUCGUCUGCUGUCUUGUCACUGUUUUCUUUUCUUACGGCUGUGUCAUCUGGUGCUAGAUGAAGCUGACAAGCUUUUCACUCAUGCACCUGAUCAGAUGGCAAGCAUCCUACAACAUUUUCAGAAGGUGACUUCCAGUGAAGAGAAAGGAUCCUGUCCUCGGCAGCUGGUUGCUUCCGCCAAAAGAUGGACCAGUCCCAUGGAGAAUCUAAUCUGUUGUCAUAUGCCAAAUCCCUACAUUGUCAUAAGUGUCCCUGAGGAAGCUGCACUCUAUGGUAACAUUCAGCAGGUUAUCUUAAUGACUCUUGAGAGCAACAAGAUAUCUGUAUUGCUGGGAGCAUUGGAUUUCAGUCCUGAUGUUUGCCAGAAGACACUGAUUGUAGCAAACUCUUCUCAGGAAGUUGAAGAUGUGUUUAAGGUUGUAAACAACAAAUCAGCGUUCUGUCUCAAGACCCAUGAGGGAUUACUGGACAAGCUUGACUUUGUCAUCCAGCAGUGGAGGAAAAACAUUGGCCCUGGCACUCAUCUUAUUUUGGUGAGCACCAGCGAGUGUUUAAAGUUUCUUGGCAUUAGAGAUGCAGCUUGUGUUGUCCAUUUUGGAUUUCCCUCCUCUCCAAAACUGUUUGGCAGCAGACUCCUCUGCAUGGCUGAGAACUUCCGAAAUCUGUCUCAACAAGAUCAAGGUUGUUCUCAGGUCACCAGGUCAGUGCUGCUGGUCUCAGAAAGAAAUGCUCGCCAUGUUGUGGGAGUUCUCCGUUACUUGGAACGAACCGAUGCACCACUCCCUCUUGUGCUCCUGUCCUUUGCUGAGGAGAUAAAUGUGGCCCGUGAAGACCAAAAGACAGAUCGACCUUUUUGCAGCUAUUUGAAGAGCUUUGGAUUCUGCAGGGACAGGAGUGUGUGUCUUGAUCGUCACAGGUUCAAUUCUCAGUUGGAUCAGUCUGCGUUCCCCACAUCUGGAGUCAUUGAAGUUUUGCCUCUCUACAUUAAGACAGCAUCUGUCUUCUAUGGUCGUUUGGUCAGACAGAAUGAUAAAGGGUUUGACACAAUGGCCUCUGAGAUGAUCUCUUAUUAUGCUGACAAGAAACCUGGAGCCAAGGAGCUGCUGGAAGGAUCUUUAUAUGCAGUGCAAGAGGAGGGGAUCUUUCACAGGGUGAAGAUUCUAUCGAUACCUAACCGUGGUGAGGGCCUUUUUUACAAUGUCUUGGUUCAGUUCAUUGAUGUUGGAAUGGAGGGUGACGUCAAGUCCCAUCAGCUCCUUGAACUACCUGAACAGUUUCAUUCCCUGCCUAACCAAGCCAUUGAGAUGGUGAUCUGCCGGGUAAAGCCAGUUGAUGCUGAGAUUGAGUGGCAUCCAAAGGUCACAAGAGCUAUCCGCCAGAAGAUCCAAGGUCUGCAGCAUCAAGCCAGAGUUGUUCUGGCCUUGGGGAACACAGUUUUUGUUGAUCCUAUGGUGCGGGUUACUCAGAUGCCUGGAACAAAAACUCUCAUCAAUGAGUACAAUGUUCAGUCUGAGAUCCUAAAGACGGGAAUGGGUGUUGGCAAUCCAGAGCAUCUACACUUCUUGAGAGCAUUGCAUCAAGAUACUGUGGUUAAUCGCAGCAAAGAUGGAGUUCACACAUCUAGAAUGAUGGAUUGUUUGCUGUCAGAGGAAGAAAUGCUAACUGCGGCUUUCACAGUUGCUGAGGUCAAGAAAGCUUCUGCUUUAGAUCCUUCUCACCAGAUAUUUAAGCCAUCUAGUCCAGUACCUGCUCCAAACCUGCCUACCGUGAAGGCGCCAGCAGUAGCUGAAGUCCCACUGGUGUCAGUCUGCAAUCAGAAAUCCUGUUUGGACUUUGUCGAAGACAGAAAACAAAUUUCCAAAAGGAAUCCUGCUGCCUCUUUGAGUGUUCAUGAAAAUGGCAUACCUGAUGGUGAUGAACAAGUUGUGUCCAGCGAUGAAACAGUCUGCAAUAAUCUUUCAAAGAGUUUAUGUCCUCACAUUGUUUGGUACCAGACCUGUGACUCCCUAAUUGUAACAGUGAAGUUGAUGAACCCUGGGAGUCAACGCUGUGAUUUCUUCACUGACAGAGUUGUUUACAGUGGCAGAGUGAAUGGUCGAUUCUACAGGGCAGACCUGGAGCUCCAUAAGCAAAUCUCAACUGACACUUGCUACUGGGAGAUGAAGUCCAAUCAGCCUGUUCUUAUACUGGUAAAACAGCAGCUAGGAUACUGGGAGAGACUCCUCAAGAGUAAGAAUAUUUUUGUCAGUUUUGACAUGGACCAUGUUGAUGAAGAAGAAGACAGCUCAUCAAGUCGUAUGUGGUUCGAGGAGAAUACAGGAGAUGACAGCUGCUAUGUGAACUCAGAGAGUGGCAGUGAGAGUGACUGAAUGAAAAAUGUGCCUGGGUUAUUUACAUCUUCAUCUCUUCCCUUUAAGGAUUUUGCAGAUUCAUUUUGCUAAUUUUUUUUACUGUUCUCGUGUAUAAAUAGAAUUUUUUGCUGCCCUUCAGGACCAGUCUUCUGUGUCUACAAUCUAGUUCUUUGUUUAAAAAAAAUCUUAUUGUUUCAGUAGCAUGAAGGAAGAAUUGUUGCCGGGAUGAUCAAAAACUAAGGAAUUGAUUUUUAUUUGUUCCAUUCGUCGUUUUAAUUUAGCUGCAAGUUUUCUUCGAGGCAGAGUUUCUAAUCACAUUUAAAAGCAGGGUGGGCAAUUCAAAAAACAAAUACCUUUAUAAAUUGACUAGUAAUAUAUAAAAUGAAUAUUUCACCAAUCUUUGCUACAAAUACUAGCUUGACAAUUUCAGAAAUAGUAUUAAACCUUGUUAAUGCACUAACUUGGAGCUAUUUGAAGUUGAAAUCCAGAUAUGCCUUACUGUUUACAUUCAGUCACUUCUGUUCAUUUAAAGAGUUCCUGUUUACAACAUAUGCCAUUUCCCAGUACUUUACGAGAUGGCCCCUAAUCACAUCUUCACAAGAAUGAAUGAAUCUGAACCUUGCAUACUUGUCUGUUGGAUAAAGACAUUUUUCUAAUCAGAAACAAUUUUUUUGUUUGAAUGAAAAUAGUUCUAAAUAUAAAUCUUAAUAAUUGCAGGCUUAACCAUAGAGGAAAAAGCAAUGUAGACUGUGUUCUCACUAACAUGGGUAAUUUUGGGGAAAAAAUUUAUAUGAUUGCAUCUUUCACCUACAUGCAGACAAAACAUUAUUUCAAAUGAUUAGCCAACCGUUAUUGCACUUCAAACUGUCAUUUGCUAUACCAGUAGCUCACGCUAAUGUUGUGGUAUGUUCACAAUAUAUUGUGCAUUUCUAAACUUGUUUACCUGUCCCUGACUUUUUUUCAAAUGUUUGGUUAAAAAAAGUAAAUGUUUGAGAGGAAAAGGUAAAUGACCAAACUGCCUAACUGAUCUAACUGUCACAACUGUUAGAAUUAUGAAAAGUAAUUGACAAACCCACCCUGAUAGGUGUUACGCUUUUUGUUGUUGCAGUUAUCUUUUCUUUCUUAACAUUUUUCUUGAAUGCUGCAGUUUUACAUUGUAUGUUAUGUCGCUUUUCUUUGAGAAAUUAUUAAAUAUACAUUUCAGUA